CCGACUUUUUUCUAGAACUGUUUCCUCUCCCAUCCCUUCAUAACAAAGCAUAAAUGAUAAGGUAGUUGUAACAUUUAGCUUUCGCAGUUUGUAUUGUGCACAACCCCAUCGCCAGAAAUUGUCAGAAGAUGGCAGAAUGUUGUGCGGGUCCGAUGCUGUUGCUCUGUCUCUUCCCAUUUUUUGCAGUGGCUCUAGGUUCUUCGCCAUGCCCUAUCGUAGGGUUACCUCUUGUGAGAAACAUCAGCGAGAUUCCUCAGGAUAACUAUGGUAGGGAGGGUCUCUCUCACAUGACUGUUGCAGGUUCGUUAAUGCAUGGACUGAAAGAGGUUGAAGUAUGGCUUCAAACAUUUUCACCAGGAACAUACACUCCAAUUCACAGGCAUUCAUGUGAAGAAGUUUUUAUUGUUCUGAGAGGUAGUGGCACUCUUUAUCUUGCAGCAGAUUCAGUUGGAAAACACCCUGGAAAGCCACAGGAGCACUUUAUCUUUCCAAAUAGCACAUUUCAUAUUCCUGUUAAUGACGCUCAUCAGAUUUGGAACACCAAUGAGUCCGAGGAUUUACAAGUUCUUGUUAUAAUAUCUCGUCCACCCUUUAAAGUGUUUGUAUAUGAGAACUGGUCCAUGCCUCACACUGCAGCGAAAUUGAUAUUCCCCUAUUACUGGGAUGAACAAUGCUAUAAAGAACCUCCAAAAGACGAACUAUGAUUUAUAGUCACGUUUUACACAUUUUAUUACUGAGAUUGUCUACCGCUGUAAUGUGUUUUAUUAACUAGAAAUUCAAAACUCUCAAUACAGUUUUAUAUUCAUUAGUUUUAUAUCUCUUUGAAUAGUUUAUAAAUACUUUUGUAAGCGUUCAUCGAGUCUUGGAUUCUAUCUUGACUCCGAUGAAUUUUCGAGACUCAAUUCACCUAAUCUUUUAGCA
Messenger RNA from Cajanus cajan (pigeon pea), 921 nucleotides. Lineage: Eukaryota; Viridiplantae; Streptophyta; Magnoliopsida; Fabales; Fabaceae. The record is from RefSeq and is a predicted model, not a curated record.